GAGGGGACAUUCAGAGGGAAUUACUGAGGAGUGAAGAGAGGCAGAGAGAGAGAGAGAGAACGCUGAGAAGCAGCAUCCUGCGGGAUUCAUCGAGAGCUGAAAGAAGGUCUAUAAGAAGGGAGAGAGAGCUGAGAGGGGCCAUCCAGACUGACCUAUCGAGAACUGAGAGGAGGGAGAGAGAACUGAGGGGGAAUAUUCAGACAGAGAGAGAGAGGGAUGGGUUUCUAGAUAGGAAAAGGAGGGAGGACCUUGAAAGGACCACUCUUCCGCCAGUACAUCGCCCCUGACCGCCUGAGAGAUAGAGCGAAAGGGAGCCCCUUGCCGGAGACGGAGAGCAGGACUCUCCAGGAAAGGAGAGAGGGGAUUGACCCAGAUCUCAUAGGCGAGAAAGUGUGUUCUGAAAGGGGCUUCCCAAGAGAUAGAGAGGGUUUUGAAAGGCAUCAGUCAGAAGAGAGUGGGGAGAGUCCUCGGGUGUGCUUCCAGGAACAGAGCUCUCAGGAGAACCUUCAGAGAGUGCCAUCUCCCUGCCCUGGCUUGAGACAGAUAGUCUUGAGGAAUUCAUGUAGGUAAAGACAGAGAGUGGCAGACUCUGAGAGAGAAUUCAACUUGGGGGCAGAGAAGAGAGCGCCCUGAAAAAAAAAAAAAAAAAGGCAGAUCACCCUGCAGAGAAAAAGAGCUGAGCAUAGAUAGUGCAGAAAAGAGGAGUAAACCGAAAAUUUGGGGAAGAUCCCUGGAGAAGAGCCAUCAGAGAGCCCAGGGCAAAAACUCCCAAGGGGGAGGGGGGGGGGGCGAGUGAAAGAUUUAAGAAAACAGGAGAUGAGAAAGCCUGAGAGGAGAAAGUUUUAAAAACAAAGGAAAGUGUAGACAAGACAUCUGAGAAAAAUAAUUAAGACAAAAAGUUAAAAAGGAAAGCUUCCAUUAAGAUAGGAGAAAGGGGAAAAACAGCUAAGAAAAAAGGUAUUGACAACUCGGCAGCUCACCUCCCCCAUACUCCAUUCCCUGAGCAAUUAAGAGGAAAACAAAAUUUAUUCCCUUCCUGGCUCCUAACAUAGAAAAAAAAAAAAAAGAACUACUUGUGCCUUUCCCUCAGUCUGGGCAAAAGGUCUAAUUUCCCAGUCCUAAGGCUUUACUUCCAAUCUUCCAGUUUGGGGUUCCUGGAUUGGACAGGGCACAGGCCCUGCUUCCUUUUUCAGAACCCUCUCUCCUAAUCCUCUCUGAGUCAUCAUGUCUACCAGCAAUUAUAGCUUCAAGAACCGGUGUGUAUCUAUCCUGUGCUGCAAAUUCUGUAAGCAAGUGCUCAGCUCUAGGGGGAUGAAGGCUGUCUUGCUGGCAGACACUGAGAUAGACCUUUAUUCUACAGACAUUCCUCCAACCAAUGCUGUGGACUUCAUUGGAACCUGUUAUUUUACUGAAAUCUGCCAAUGCAAACUGAAGGAUAUCGCCUGUUUAAAAUG
Messenger RNA from Gracilinanus agilis (Agile Gracile Mouse Opossum), 1454 nucleotides. Its product is annotated as protein FAM72A-like. The annotation marks the transcript as partial. Gene Ontology annotation, cellular component: cytosol. The record is from RefSeq and is a predicted model, not a curated record. Lineage: Eukaryota; Metazoa; Chordata; Mammalia; Didelphimorphia; Didelphidae. The transcript is spliced from 2 exons.